Molecule: messenger RNA, 416 nt
Organism: Cuscuta campestris
Lineage: Eukaryota; Viridiplantae; Streptophyta; Magnoliopsida; Solanales; Convolvulaceae
Source: the annotation of a GenBank genome assembly
CUCCUUCCUUCGAUCUAAUUCUAAGCUGAACCGAAUUUUUGGUACAUCCAGUUCUACCGCAUAAUUUGUGCCUCCAGGUAAGUAUAUGGUACAGCCGGCUGUACCAGAAGUAAGUGAACAUUGCACCUGCGCACUGCCCAUCUAUGAACUAGAACAAUAUGUGGGCUUUGAAUCUCCUUUUUGGGCUUGUUGUUGCUCGGUUUUAGCUCCUGGUGUCUUCUUAUAUAGCCUAGAGGUUCCUGGUGCUGCGAAAGCUGCUGGCUUGGUUCCUGCUCAAACUAGGCAAGUGUGCCCCCAAACUGUUCGACGAAAUGCCUCAUAGAAUGCCCAGGUUCAUGCACCCCUAAUUUACAGGACUCAUUUUCUAGAUUUCCAUUUUUCAGAAAUGAGCCAAAUAAGAAACAGGAAUAGGCAAU